This is a messenger RNA of Condylostylus longicornis, 1239 nucleotides long. Its product is annotated as BTB/POZ domain-containing protein 6-B-like. Gene Ontology annotation, cellular component: P-body; cytosol. Gene Ontology annotation, molecular function: protein binding. Gene Ontology annotation, biological process: neurogenesis. The record is from RefSeq and is a predicted model, not a curated record. The coding region runs from base 162 to 1082 and encodes 306 amino acids. The transcript has 2 exons. NCBI's taxonomy places the organism in Eukaryota, Metazoa, Arthropoda, Insecta, Diptera, Dolichopodidae.
UUGAUUGUUAAUCAUUAAUGAAAUUAAAAAUUAAUUGUUAGUAUUGCAAAGUUAUUGGUCGAUUGUGAACGCUAAGUACUCUCCAAGUUCCUGUAAAUCCCUGCAGUUUUUUUUUAAAUUAUAUUGUGCUUAACACUAUUUUAUAGUUCAUUUAAUUAAAUAUGGAUGAUUCAUUGGAAAAUCAAAUUUUACCAGACGAACCCUGGCGUAAAUUUCUAGUUGGGCGUAAAGAUAGUGAACAACAAAUGUUUUCUGUAAAUAAAUUAUUAUUAGCAAAAGCAUCUCCAGUUUUUCAACGGUUAUUUUAUGGAAGUACAGCUGAUAAUUCUGAUGUCAUACUAGAACCUGAAGUAACACCACGUGCAUUUAGUGCAAUGUUAAAUUUUAUAUAUACAGGUACAUUAAGAAUUGGAUCAUUUGAAAAUGCAUGCGAACUGUAUAGUGUAACGGUAAAAUAUGUUCUACCAACAGCUGUUUUGGCAUGUAGAUCUUAUUUAUCACAAAAUUUAAAUGCAGAAAAUAUAUGCAAAGCAUAUGAAUUUGCAGAAAUAAAUGAUGAAGCAUUUUUAAAAAGGCAAUGUAAAGAAAUUUUUCCAACUUUAAUUAAAGAAGUUAUAUCGAAUCCGAGUUUCAUGGAAAUAAAAUUAUCAACAUUAAGAGAAAUAUUAAGUAUGGAUAAUUUAAUGAUAUCAGAAGUUGAAUUAUUUAUAGCAUUAAGAAAUUACGUAUAUGUUAAUGAUUAUCUUGUUGAAUUAAAUGAAUACAAUAAUAAAGAAAAUCAAAUGCAAAAUGCUCAAGAAGGUGAAAUAUAUGAGCCGGAUGGUAUUACAAUUCAAAAAACUAUAAGAAAUAUUGAAGAUUUAAAAUAUGCUAUACGUCAAAUUAGAUUUUUAACCUUUACUAAAGAACAAUUUGUUGAAAUAGUAGCAAAAUCUAGUCUUUUAAGUGAAUCUGAAGCAUUAGCAAUACUAAUAAAUAUUGUAUUAUCUUCAAAUAAAGUAUGUAUUAUGCCGGAAGGUUUUUCUACAUCAAGAGAUCGAAGAUAUGCACAAUCAUUCAUAGAACGUACAUUUUUUAAUUGAUUCGGAUAAAAUAUAAAUGUUAUAAACUAUUGUACAUAGAAAAUAUUUGAUUUAAUUGUGAAAGUAAUUUUAAUUCUAAGAAAUGCAUUAUAUUUAUAUUUUAUAAAAGAUUGCUUUAUAGAACUUAAAAAUUAAUGUACAUAUUAUAGUAAUUGGA